CCUUCUACUAUAAAAACGCGACAAUUUCUUCACAUCUGCACAGUCACCACAAGAAACCCGAAGUUAACGCAUUGUAGGCAUCAUGAACGCAUUCUCCCUGUGGGUGGCCAUAACGAUGGCCGUGGUGGUCGUUGCAGAACCACCUUCUGGAUACUCAUAUAGUAGACCAAGUGGUGGUGGUGGAGGUUAUUCUGGAGGAGGAGGAGGAGGAGGUGGUGGAGGAGGAGGUUACCAACAAGUCCCCAUCGGUGGACAAACUAACGAAGGAGCUAGCGUUGAUCCGGCUCUUUUAGAACAAGUCCGUCAAAUUAUCUUAAAAGAAGAAAUUUCAUCCCAAUCUUCUUCUUCAUUUGGAGGAGGAGGUGGUGGAGUUAGCACAAGCUACGGGGCUCCAUCCCCACAAUACGGUGUACCCUCAACCAGUUAUGGCGUACCUGGUUAUCAACAACGCGUCACGGGCGUUGAUUUGGAAGGAAUUAAACAGGCUAUUCAAGUUGCUCAAUACAGUCAAAUAAGUCAUCAAAGCUUCGGGGGUUACCCCGCGGCCACUUAUGGAGCACCAUCUCGUCCAUCCUCCAGUUAUGGAGCUCCGUUCUAAAAUUUGAAAUCAAUUUUUUUUAAAAAUUUUAAAUCUACCUUUUUCCUGCAACUGCUACCACCAUAUUACGCUGAGUAACAUCUAAUAACAGCGGAAUCUCACACGGGUCAUGAUGCAAAAUACAACAACAUCUUUGUAUUUUUUGAUAUAACAACAAUGAAUGCGUUAAGUUCGGUUUUUUGUAUAAAGUUUUUAAGUUAUGUUUUGUAACUUGAAAAAAAAAA
Onthophagus taurus is the source of this 822-nucleotide messenger RNA. RefSeq names its product pro-resilin-like. The record is from RefSeq and is a predicted model, not a curated record. Lineage: Eukaryota; Metazoa; Arthropoda; Insecta; Coleoptera; Scarabaeidae.